Choloepus didactylus (southern two-toed sloth) is the source of this 1250-nucleotide messenger RNA. RefSeq names its product Yip1 interacting factor homolog B, membrane trafficking protein (gene YIF1B). The record is from RefSeq and is a predicted model, not a curated record. NCBI's taxonomy places the organism in Eukaryota, Metazoa, Chordata, Mammalia, Pilosa, Megalonychidae. The transcript is spliced from 8 exons. Bases 7 to 1047 code for a protein of 346 amino acids. Gene Ontology annotation, biological process: endoplasmic reticulum to Golgi vesicle-mediated transport. Gene Ontology annotation, cellular component: Golgi membrane; COPII-coated ER to Golgi transport vesicle; endoplasmic reticulum-Golgi intermediate compartment.
CGGAGGAUGCACCCGGCAGGCUUGGCGGCGUCGGCGGCGGGGACGCCCCGACAGCGUAAGUGGCGUACGUGGCCGGCCGAGAAGAUCGGGGCCGCGGCGGCGGUUGGCUGGGGCGCUGCUGGACGGAGGUCAAGAGGUCAGGGAUCGGGAGCUUCGAGGUCCUCAAAGCGGAGGGUCCCUGUAUCCCAGCCGGGCAUGGCCGACCCCCACCAGCUUUUCGAUGACACGAGUUCAGCUCAGAGUCGGGGCUAUGGAGCCCAGCGGGCACCCAGUGGCCUGGGUUAUCCCGCAGCCUCCACCUCGCCUCCGACACCCUUCCUGGAUGAUCAUGUGUCCAACAUGGCCAUGGCCUACGGGAGCACCCUGGCUGCCCAGGGCAAGGAGCUGGUGGAUAAGAACAUUGACCGCUUCAUCCCCAUCACCAAGCUGAAGUACUACUUCGCCGUGGACACCAUGUAUGUGGGCAAAAAGCUGGGCCUGCUCUUCUUCCCCUACCUGCACCAGGACUGGGAGGUGCGGUACCAGCAGGACACACCAGUGGCCCCCCGCUUUGACAUCAACGCUCCUGACCUCUACAUUCCAGCUAUGGCUUUCAUCACCUACAUCUUGGUGGCUGGCCUUGCGCUGGGGACCCAGGACAGGUUCUCCCCAGACCUCCUGGGGCUGCAGGCCAGCUCGGCCUUGGCCUGGCUGACGCUGGAGGUGCUGGCCAUCCUGCUCAGCCUCUACCUGGUCACCGUCAACACAGACCUCACCACCAUCGACCUGGUGGCCUUCUUGGGCUACAAAUACGUUGGGAUGAUCGGCGGGGUCCUCAUGGGUUUGCUCUUCGGGAAGAUUGGUUACUACGUGGUGCUGGGCUGGUGCUGCAUGUCCAUCUUUGUGUUUAUGAUCCGGACGCUGCGGCUGAAGAUCCUGGCGGAGGCGGCGGCCGAAGGGGUCCCGGUGCGCGGAGCGCGGAACCAGCUGCGGAUGUACCUGACGAUGGCCGUGGCGGCGGCGCAGCCCCUGCUCAUGUACUGGCUCACCUUCCACCUGGUGCGGUGACGCCGACCCCGUUGGAAGCUCCCAGCCGCGGAUCCCGGGGCCGCCGCGCGCUCCGCCGCCUGGUCUCCCGCGGGCCCGCCCCAGCCCCGCGGCCCUCCCUCGGGCCCGCCUCCAGCUGCUGAGAGAUGUCGCACUGCACAGGCCGCCGCCCGCCCCCGGGGCGCGGCCGCUGUUUCGGAAACAAUAAACCGGGAUGGACAUUG